This is a messenger RNA of Salvelinus fontinalis (brook trout), 2010 nucleotides long. RefSeq names its product NGFI-A-binding protein 1-like. Gene Ontology annotation, molecular function: transcription coregulator activity; transcription factor binding. The coding region runs from base 473 to 1978 and encodes 501 amino acids. Lineage: Eukaryota; Metazoa; Chordata; Actinopteri; Salmoniformes; Salmonidae. The transcript has 7 exons. The record is from RefSeq and is a predicted model, not a curated record. Gene Ontology annotation, biological process: negative regulation of DNA-templated transcription. Gene Ontology annotation, cellular component: nucleus.
CUCUGCCCUCGCCUCCCACCGUCCCAGUUGACCGGCGCUGCCUGCCUCUGCCACUGCUGAGAUGUGGUGCUUGGUAUUCCAUGCAGAAGCCUCCCACGCCCUUGUCCGCCCACGCCAGGAUUUGCGUCACGCAGGCGCGUGGGAGUGAGCACUGUAGCAACCGCGGAAUAUCCCAAUUUCAAUCGCCGGGGAGGAGGGGGUAGGGUAGCAAGCAGGCAGCUCACACUCAUCUAGUCUAGAGACGUUCAACACAAUCUUAUGUCUAUUCAAGGAGGCGAAGGAGGGAAGGUGAACGUUGUCAAAGAACGCGAGGACUUUUGAGGCCAGAGAGCGCGCUUAUUAGGAAAUUAGAGAUCUACCGAUAAUUGUACAGUUUAUUCAGUUACAGUUUAUGGCAGUUCAGCCUAUACUGUAGCUGAUAGAUUGUAACAACUAGAUAAAGGAAACGAAAGGGGACUAACGUUCACCAGGCAUGGCGGCGGCGUUGCCCAGAACUCUGGGGGAGCUGCAGCUCUACCGAAUCCUCCAGAGGGCCAACCUGCUGUACUACUACGAGGCCUUCAUCCAGCAGGGAGGAGAUGACGUGCAGCAGCUCUGUGAGGCCGGGGAGGAGGAGUUCCUAGAGAUUAUGGCUCUGGUGGGCAUGGCCAGCAAGCCCCUGCACGUCCGGAGGCUCCAGAAAUCCCUGCGAGACUGGGUCACCAAUCCAACGUUGUUUAAUCAGCCCCUGACAUCUGUGCCGGUGUGUAGUAUACCAGUCUAUAAGUUACCCGAGGGGUCACCCACGCCAGUCAGCGCGGAGCGAGGGGGCAACAACAGCGCCCGUGGUGAGACCCAUGUCAAGGUUCCCAAAAUCCUAGCUGCGACAUGUCUGGAUCCAGGAAAGCUGGAAGUGGCCAGGGACAGAGUGUCAGGGGGGUCUCCACUGCAGAGCGGCAGCGAGGGGCGCUUCUGGUCGGGUCACAGCAACGACAGCGAACAGAGCCUCUCUCCGUCCGACCGGGGGUCUCCGUCGUCCCCCCGAGAGGGUCUGGAGGCACUUGACGCUGCAGCUUUGCAGUCUGUCCUGGAGUGUGUGGACCGGAUAACCCCGGCCCUUACCAAGAGCGAUCCGGCGGAGGUCAAAGAGCAACUGAAGACAAAUAAGAAACUUGCUAAGAUGAUUAGCCACAUCUUUGAUAUGAGUGAUGACGAUCCAAGGAGAGAGGAGGAGAUCAGGAAAUAUAGCGCCAUCUAUGGACGCUUCGACUCGAAGAGGAGGGAUGGCAAACAACUGACGCUUCAUGAGCUGACAGUGAACGAAGCAGCAGCCCAGCUGUGUAUGAGAGACAUGGUACUACUGACCCGUAGAGACGAGCUGUUUGGCCUGGCCAGGCAGAUCUCCAGAGAGGUCACCUACAAAUACACCUACAGGACCAGCAAGUCUCGCUGCGGCGACAGAGACGAGCCGUCUCCUAAAAGGAUAAAGACAGAGGAGAACCUCUUUGACAUCCAGGAGGCUCUGCAGGCCAUCCACAUGAGACAGGGCAUACUGAGGGAACAGCUAGCCUGCGCCAAGUCCAAAGGAGAGGAGAUAGUUGGGAGAAACCUUCAGGUGCAGUUGGACCGUCUGUUAGCCAGACAGAUGGAGAUCCUCCAUGAUGCAGCGGUACAGGAGAGGUUACACGCUCUGGACUGGAGGAUACCUGCAGGGGCUUUGAAGUACCUCAGUGAGGCUCCAGGCACCAACGGCACGUCGGUAGACAAAAGCACAGAGCACCAAGGCGAGCGACCAAUGAACUUGCGGGUGGCCAGUAAGAGUGUGGCGGAGGGGGAGCUUCCCCUGGGGAAGCAGCUAGCCAAUGAGCUCAAACGAUACCAUAACAACCAUAUCACAGAUGAGGCCAAAGCACCAGCAACAGAAAAUGGAUCCUCGCAUCAAGCGGCCAACCACACUGACAGGAAGACCAUCAAAUCAGAACCAGAGGAUUCCACAUAGUGCCUCCCAUCCUUCGUCUGUUUCCCCAUCCG